AAGCUAGACCUUAUCACCUGCAGGCAUCGGGCAUCGGAUCCAUGUUUUCAGAAAGACAGGAAUUGCUCAAAAUGUCAGCUAUCACUUUGCUGUUGGUUCUCUCCCUGGCAGCCCUGGGGUCUGCUGUCACCCCCGGGGUGACUACAUUUACCCUCGAGUACGAGAAGACAGAGGACGGCUGUAUGGUAGAUAGAGUUCCGAGAGAGGAGGAUGAAACCUUCACCGUCACAGGAUCCGGCCCCUGCAUCACCUACAAGUGCCAAAAAAGAAAGGUCCGCCUGGUGACAGGAUCCUCAUCAUGCCAAGAUGGCGACACCUGCAACUCUGGAGAGUUCACUUCCGGCUGUAACACGUACACCUGUGCUGUAGCCGGUCAGACGAAGAGGAAUGAUCAACAGGUUAUCGUCACACAGACUGUCGCACUUGUUGGAACAGAGCAAUGCUACGUGCGUGGAGGCUGCUACUCUCUCGACACUGAAAUACCGACGUCUGCAGGGACGUGUGUGUGUGCCAGCUCCACCGACAUCACAUGUGAACCCAACUUGCUGGUCGACCCUUCGGUUUAUGGCCAACUAGGUUAACGAGGAGGGUGACCUUUUGACUGCUAGCUUCUCGGUGGUUGACCCUUGCGCUCACGACCCUCACUGCUCUCGAUGAAGUGGUCACUAUAGUUCUCAACACACCUGAGAAGAAUCUGCUGUACCUGAAAUAAAGAUAAC
Molecule: messenger RNA, 719 nt
Organism: Haliotis rufescens (red abalone)
Lineage: Eukaryota; Metazoa; Mollusca; Gastropoda; Lepetellida; Haliotidae
Exons: 5
Coding region: 42-581 (179 amino acids)
Source: RefSeq, a predicted model, not a curated record